This is a messenger RNA of Physeter macrocephalus (sperm whale), 819 nucleotides long. Its product is annotated as FACT complex subunit SPT16-like. Gene Ontology annotation, molecular function: nucleosome binding. The transcript is spliced from 2 exons. The record is from RefSeq and is a predicted model, not a curated record. Gene Ontology annotation, biological process: transcription elongation by RNA polymerase II. Lineage: Eukaryota; Metazoa; Chordata; Mammalia; Artiodactyla; Physeteridae. Gene Ontology annotation, cellular component: FACT complex.
AUGACGUUGGUCAGGACAUGUAGCAUCGCUAUUCGUCUUGCUCAGAGGGGAUCUGACCAAAUGAAGGGACCAUGGAGUCCAGGAAAGGAGAGCAAAGAGAGCUCCUAUAGGAGUACCUGCCUCCUUCAGCCCACUACUCUUGUGCUGGUAAAUGCUACAGAAUGGCCACCUUUUGUGGUGAUGUUGGAUGAAGUGGAGCUGAUUCACUUGGAGCGAGUCCAGUUUCACCGGAAGAACUUUGACACAGUAAUCGUCUACAAGGACUACAGCAAGAAAGUGACAACGAUCAACGCCAUUCAUGUUGCCUCUCUUGACCCCAUCAAGGAAUGGUUGAAUUCUUGUGACCUAAAGUACACAGAAGGAGUACAGUCCCUCAACUGGACUACAGUUAUGAAGACCAAUGUUGAUGACCCUGAGGGCUUCUUAGAACAAGGUGGCUGGUCUUUCCUGGAACCUGAGGGUGAAGGGAGUGAUACUGAGGAAGGGGAUUCUGCGUCUUAAAUCGAAGAUGAGACUUUUAAUCCUUCAGAGGAUUACUGUGAAAAAGAGGAGGAGGACGGUGAGGAAGAUUAUUCAUCAGAAGCUGAAGAAUCAGAUUAUUCCACGGAAUCACUGGGCAGUGAAGAAGACAUUGGACAGGAUUGGGAUGAACUGGAGGAAGAAGCCCAAAAAGCUGACCGUGAAAGUCGCUAUGAGGAGGAAGAGGAACAGAGUUGCAGUAUGAGCUGGAAGAGGAAGGCAUCUGUGCACAGGUCAGGCCGAGGCUCUAACCGAGGUUCCAGACACAGCUCUGUGCCUCCCAAGAAAAAGAGGAAGUAA